Messenger RNA from Mytilus californianus (California mussel), 1104 nucleotides. RefSeq lists its product as uncharacterized. The transcript has 3 exons. The coding region runs from base 217 to 606 and encodes 129 amino acids. Lineage: Eukaryota; Metazoa; Mollusca; Bivalvia; Mytilida; Mytilidae. The record is from RefSeq and is a predicted model, not a curated record.
UGUUAUCAAACUAGUGUCGCAUAUCUAUCAGAAGUUGUUAAAAUAUUACUAAUUACACCAAACAAAUCGCGGCUUAAAAGCCUUUUAUCAAUUUUAUGUAAUGCACGCGUACGUUGAUUGUAGGCCCCCUAGUGUUACCACAUGUCGAGAAGACUUCAAAUGGAAACACAAGAUAAUUAAUUACAAGACGACACGGAUCAAUAAUUUUGUAUAUGUAUGAUUACUUGGUAUUAUUCUCUAUGUACGUGCAACGAAGAUGACAGACAAGUGGACAUUAGAAGGAGGGAGGUUGAAAAUAGACGGGAACCGUCUUCCAGUUUCGUAUAUAUGCAACAUUCAUCACAGUUCAAGAAAUUGGAGAAAACAAAGACUAGUACAGAACAUAAUGAAGAGCAAGAAUCAUUCAAGGAAAACUAUCAGAAUAAGGAUAAUAAAGAGAUAGCUUUGGUUGAACGAAAUAAUGGAAACAUGUAUUUGGGAAUAUUAGAAGAUACAAAGCUAACAUUUACAAAGACAAUUGUUGGAAAAGUUAAGAAGAGUUUUAAGAUGAAAAAUUCCAGCUAUAUCAUUAAAAGAUCAGAUGUCCAAACGAUUGAUACCAAAUAGAUUGUAACGAAGACAGUCUUGUGUGAAAAUACCCCAGAAUUAUUCUAACAGAUGACCAUUGACAAAACAUUAAAUAAAAUGUUCAGGAUUAUAUAAGCAAACCAAAAUGACUUUCAAAUUGAUGUAUUUUUUUAAAUGUUUGUAUGCCAUCACAUGAUAAAUCGAAACAAUAAGGAAAUUGAUUUUUGGCCAUAAAGCAUUACUUUUGUUUUACAUGCUUUCUGAACUGUUCCACAAGAAUAUUUGUGAUAAGAUAAAUUGGAUAUAAUCAUAAUUGCAAUACUUUUGGAAUAUUUAAUAGUAUUAAAACUGACAGAGGAAAAAGGUAUAAUUCAUGAACAAAACAUUCUUUAUCAGUUUGACUGUCAUGACUGUAAUAAAUAAGACCGUUGGAAUUUUCUUUUAAAUUUUUUUAAGUUUAAUCAUGUCGAGUACUUUUAUAAAUGACUAUACCAUCCUGUUUUUUUUUUAUCAUGGUUGAAACAUUGAUGGAAUAAU